Mesorhabditis spiculigera is the source of this 1485-nucleotide messenger RNA. The record is from the annotation of a GenBank genome assembly. NCBI's taxonomy places the organism in Eukaryota, Metazoa, Nematoda, Chromadorea, Rhabditida, Rhabditidae.
AUGGAGGGCCUUGAGACAGGGCCCCUGACGGCCGAUCCAUUGCUGUCGCAGGCCCUGUCGAGUCUACCGUCAAAUCGGUUGCACGACCACCAUCCUUCGCUGCCGUCGCCGUCGGAUGAUUUCUCGGAUUUAUUGCACCCGGGGUUGGAUCAUUCCUACAACCAAUUCGCCACGCUGCAACCGUUGGCCCCCCUUCCGCCCAUUUCGACGGUGACAGGCCAGUGCCGGCCGGCUCCAUCCCCGCCACGGCAACCGCCCGUCUCGAAUACGCAGAGCGCCUUCUACUUCCCGCCGACCACCGCCCAAUCCUUCCCAUUUAACAAUAUCAAUAUCAAAUACGAGUACGAAGUGAAAUCCGAUUCCGCCGAGCACAGUCCGCAUGAAACGAAUGGAGUCACAUUGCCGCAGGACUUCUCGCCGCACGGGAUCCAGGACCCGAUGUUCAGCUCUGGUGUCUUCUCGCAUACCUCGUAUAACUCGCCGAUGGAACAAAGGCAACCUCGAUCGCCAAAGCUAGAAAAACCAUACUUCGAUAAUUAUGUCGGGGAUGAGACACCGGAAUUGAAAUCGCUAUCCCCAGACCUUGGUGGUGAUUGUGGAGAUGGAGAUGAGCUCGACACCAAGGAGUUGGCCACCCGGAUUUCGGCAGAAUUAAAGCGAUACUCAAUUCCACAGGCCAUUUUUGCACAGCGUGUUUUGUGCAGGUCACAAGGCACCCUCUCCGACCUUCUCCGAAACCCAAAACCCUGGCCGAAAUUGAAAAGCGGCCGCGAGACGUUCAGGCGGAUGGCGAAAUGGCUACAGGAGCCGGAGCACCAGCGGAUGGGCGCUUUGAGAUUUGCUGCCUCUACAAUCGCCGGCACUAAACGACGAGAUGAUACUCCCGGCAAUGGCCCCAAAAAACCGCGUCUCGUCUUCACCGACAUCCAAAGACGAACCCUACAGGCCAUUUUUAAGGAGACCAAACGACCGUCGCGUGAGAUGCAACAUACCAUCAGCCAACAGCUGAACCUCGACCCGAAUACGGUCUCGAAUUUUUUUAUGAAUGCCAGGAGGCGUGGGCACGAUCGGGAGGAUGAGAGUGGAGAUGGGGCCAGCAUUGCCAGCAGCACAGAUCAUACUCAAUGUAUCGAUGAUGAGCAGAGAUAUCAAUCGGCCCCUCCGGACCCGACGAAUGCGUCGAUUUGCUCCUAUGUCCAGACCGAAGAAAUCCAUAAGCUGAUCGACACUCAGGAUCUGGAUUUGGGGGAUUCGAUCAUUGUCUCGAAAUCUCAGCACCACCAGAAUCUGGAGGAUCAAGAGGAGGAUGAGGAGCCUCACUUUAAGGUGAUAAAACGCGAGGUCGGCAAGGGUGGGCAGCCACGCGUCAUCGAUGUGCUGAAGAGCCAGAUGCCAAUAUACGCCGUGAGGCCGAAUGGCCAUCAGAAUAAUGCUAUCAUCACGGGCAGCCACGUUAUUCAGCCGAAUCCCGUCUUCGAGCAGCUC